GUUUACAGAAGGCGGAGAAAAACACGGAAAUGACUCAAAGAAGAAAUUAGACGAACGUAAUAUGAGAUAGCCUACUAGGAAUUCGCUCGACUGUGAAUAUUUUUUUGGACAUUUUUUCCUAAACUUGUUAAUCCCUUUGUGGGCAAAUAAAACAGCAAUCGGCAUUUAUCGUCUGUCGGUUGAGGUUUAUUCACAAACACUUUUCCGCCGGAAGGAAAGUUUUGGAAGGCCAAACGUUGAACGCUUUUAAAAAAAAAUACAAUUAUGUUUUUUUGGCCAAUUUCGACCAUGUUUUCACUUUUAUAGUCAAUAUAUAUUAUAGCCGCACGUAUACGAAGCUUUUUGUCUGAACGAAACGAAACGCAACGCGAACGGUAAAGAAAAACAAGGCAAAAUGAUGCCGAUGUUCCUAACCGUGUACCUUAGUAACAAUGACCAGCAUUUCACAGAGGUGCCCAUCACCCCUGAGACAGUGUGUCGUGAUGUCAUAGAGCUGUGCAAGGAACCGGGCCAGGUCAAUUGUCAUCUUACUGAAUUGUGGCGAGGCUCAGAGCGAACGAUAAGUGAGACUGAGAAGAUGUUGGAUCUGUUGCUGCAGUGGGGACAGGCGAGGUCUGAUGUGUGUUUCUUUCUACGCAACGAUAGAACACCCAGUUCACAGUCAGAUUCCAGAAGCUGGAAUCAGAAAAGGAACGUUGUGAAGAAACCCGCAGACAGGCAUACAGAGAAUGGGGUGAGAAGCAGCAGCCCAUGGAUGGACAUGACUAUAGCAGAGCUCCAAGAGAUGGCUGCCAGACAACAGCAGCAGAUCGACAAACAGCAGCAAGUCUUAUCCUCUAAGGAGCAGCGUUUGCAUCUCCUGAAGCAACAGGAGCACAGGCCGCAGCAAGCGUCCUCCGAGCAGGAGAAACUUCAAUGUCUGAAAGACAAAAUGGAGAAACAGGAGGCACAGCUGAAAGCAGUCCGUGCUCUGAAGUCACAGGUUGAACAGAAACGCCUCAGCAAUGGAAAGCUUGUGGAAGAGAUCGGGAAGAUGAACAGUCUGCUCCUUCAGAAACAGAGAGAGUUGGUGGUAGCUGUGUCUAAAGCAGAAGAACUGAGCAAACAGCUAGAGACAGUAAAAAAUGGACAGACGGACAUGCUUCGUAACAAUCAGAGCUCUGUGGUCGAGCUGGAUAGGCUCUACAGGGAGCUUCAGCUGAGAAAAUGUAUGAACCAGGAUCAGAAUGCUACAUUGCAGCAGCAGAGAGAAAACCUUAUUAAACGGAACCAAGAGGUGGCUGCCAUGGGAAAACGAGUAAAUGAAUUGCGGGAUCGCUUGUGGAAGAAGAAGGCUGCCUUACAACAGAAGGAAAAUCUUCCUGUGCCUUUAGACAACCAGAUGGCACAUCAAACUGGACCGUCUCGUGUGGCUGCAGUUGGUCCAUAUAUCCAGUCUUCUACGAUGCCCAAGGGUUCAGGUCUGCCUUUAGCCAAGGAGUCAUCAAAGUUGACUGCUACAAAGCCUGGCAUCAAUCACGGCUCAUUUACUCUACCUCGCAUGGUGAGCCAGACUGGUACUGAGAACAAAGGUGACCGAGGUGCAUUAAAACAGGACCGGAGGGUGCGCCCCGUCUCUAUGUUUGAGUCCACUGAACCACCCGCAGCUUCACUGCAUAAGAACCAGAGCAGCGAAGACCUUGUGAGAGAUGCUCAGAGUGCUGUCAAGAACACAGUUAAGGUUCCUCCUCCAGUUCCAAGUAAGCCUAAACAGGCCGGUUUGUCUGGGACGUUCCCUGGGAAGAGUGCAUCAUCUGCUCAGCACACUGCCUCUCUGUCUGGUCUUCCUCAAAGGAACACUUCACCCCUUCCCUCCAAACAAGAAGCUCCACCCGCUGCCACCGUACACCCAUUCAGCCCUGACUCUCCUGGAGCCAAAGACUUACGCAAGCCUCAAACGCUGACCGCCAGCUCGAUCUACUCCAUGUACACACAGCAGCCCACAGUUGUACAGAGAGCGUUAAACCGAUCCCAGAACCACAACAGCUUCAUCAGUGUUUAUGGAAAGCCAGUAAUUCCCACAGGCCAGCAGUCUCAAAACCAGCACCCUGAUAACCCGUACCUGGACAUGUCCGGUGGCCUGGAAACAGAAACGGACCAAAAUACUGGUGCAUCAGAGAACCAAGAGACAGAGCGCAUUCCUAGACCUCUAAGUCCCACCAAACUGCUGCCCUUCAUCUCGAACCCCUACCGUCACCAAAACGAUGUGGAUUUGGAGGCUCUUAGGAAGAAACUUUACAAUGCUCCAAGGCCGCUGAAGAAACGAAGCUCCAUUACAGAGCCAGAGGGCCCAGGUGGCCCCAAUAUCCAGAAGCUCUUGUACCAGAAGGCCACGCUGGCUGCUAUGGAGACGACGGUGAGUCCGUCUCGAGAAGAAGAGAAAGAGUCGGCGACAGAACCUCCCAGAUCCGAUGAAGUUUUGUUUGGGAGGUCAGAUCAGCCGCUUCAUGAGCUGUCGGUGUCUGUGGGCACACUGGAAACUAAAGACGAUGACAUUUUUCCUCCACCACCUCCACAUCCAGCUCCACAGCCGGACAUUUCAGUGUUACCUAUAUCUCCGCAGCCACCCAGCCCUCCUCCACCACCACUCCCAGAGAGCUUGCUUGAGGAGUGUCCUCCAUAUCCACCACCUCCUUAUCCCAGUGGUGCCGAGCAGGACACUCUAGAAGACACUUUGAGCAUGAAGCCACCUGAAGUCACUGGCCAGGUGCCCUUGCCCGCUGGUAAAAGAACAAACCUGCGGAAAUCCGGAUCGGAGCGCAUCGACCAUAACAUGCGAGUGCAAUUCAAUCCUCUGGCACUGUUACUGGACUCAUCUCUGGAGGGAGAGUUUGAUCUAGUGCAGAGGGUCAUAUACGAAGUUGAAGAUCCAAGUCAGCCGAAUGAUGAGGGUAUCACAGCGCUGCAUAAUGCCGUAUGUGCAGGCCAUACAGACAUAGUUAAAUUCCUGGUGCAGUAUGGAGCCAAUGUGAAUGCAGCUGACAGCGAUGGCUGGACCCCUCUGCACUGUGCAGCCUCCUGUAAUAAUGUACAGGUGUGUAAGUUUCUGGUGGAGUCUGGAGCGGCCGUUUUUGCUAUGACCCACAGUGACAUGCAGACAGCAGCUGAUAAAUGUGAAGAGAUGGAGGAUGGUUACAGCCAGUGCUCUCAAUUCCUCUAUGGUGUUCAGGAAAAGAUGGGCAUCAUGAACAGAGGGGUGGUGUACGGUCUCUGGGAUUAUGAGAGUGAACAUAACGACGAGCUGCCGUUCAGAGAGGGCGACUGCAUGACUGUGAUCUGCAGGGAUGACGCGGAUGAGACUGAGUGGUGGUGGGCACGCAUGGGCGACACAGCAGGUUACAUACCGAGAAAUCUGCUCGGGUUGUAUCCAAGAAUUAGGCCCCGUCAUAGGAGUCUGGCUUAAGUGGGGUCAAGGAAACAUCCUGGACUGCAAGAGUAGAUGAACGAUCAGUGUAGUCCAAAAGUUAACCUUCUCAUGAAGUGGUGCCGUACAGACACUUUGGCUUUAAACAUUUCUUUUUCCAAUAAAUGUUAAUAUUGUGGUCUGUCGCUGUCCUUGCUUUAUCCCCAUUUAGGUAUGUCUGAAUGCAGUUUAAAUAUGUUCUGACCUUUUCAAUCUGUACUUAAUGUUUGAUCUGUUAUUUACAACAGGCAGUCAUUGUAAGUCAGCACAUUGUGUCGGGGAGUCUUGGGAUCAUGUUGUUACGCACCCAUAUUGUACGCAUGGAACUUUGCAGUUCAGUUAGUGUCUAUUUGUCAUUUAUUUUUAUACUCUGACAAUCACUGUUAUCUAAAGCUAAGGGUUUUGUGAUAUUAUAAUGAACCUAUGAUCAUAAACAUUCCUUUAUCAUAUCAUUACACUAAUGUCAUCACUGUCAGGCAGAAACCUUGUAUGUCUGCUAGUAAAUGAAAAAAAAACAGCAUUUUUAAAGUGACAGUGUUGUUGAUAUGAAACACAUAUUUGCAAAACCCACAGAAAACCUGAAAGGUGACUGGUAGUAAUGAUUUAUUGAAAAAUACGGAGGAUUCUGCUCGGCAGUGACAAUGUAUUUUGAUUUUGUAUGUCUGAAGUAAAAGUGACAAACACAAUUCAUUCUGAUUAAACUGUAACAAAUCUCUGUAAAGCUGUUUGAUCUGCGAUUCACUUUUCUUAUAUGUUGGACAUAUUUAAUGUCAAUGAAUUACUAAUCAAAAUCUGUUUUUGUCUACAUUUUUGUGAGUAAACAGUGCAGAAGAACACUAUGCCUUUUUUACAGUUUCAACUAGUCAGUUACUUUAGUAAAUCAGUGUCUGCUUAUUCAAUCUGAUGUGCAUGUACUAGGUGGAAAUGUUUCUGGACACAUGCUGUAUACAGUAUCAGGGUUUUCCUGGCUCAAAAUGAGGCGGAGGAGAUGCCAUCCUGAUCUUGUACACACACACAUGUAGGCCUACCAUACCUUUAAGGGGCUU
Molecule: messenger RNA, 4488 nt
Organism: Triplophysa rosa
Lineage: Eukaryota; Metazoa; Chordata; Actinopteri; Cypriniformes; Nemacheilidae
Gene: tp53bp2a
Product: tumor protein p53 binding protein, 2a
Exons: 18
Coding region: 395-3442 (1015 amino acids)
Biological process (GO): regulation of apoptotic process; signal transduction
Cellular component (GO): nucleus
Molecular function (GO): p53 binding
Source: RefSeq, a predicted model, not a curated record